Molecule: messenger RNA, 549 nt
Organism: Entamoeba invadens IP1
Lineage: Eukaryota; Evosea; Mastigamoebida; Endamoebidae
Product: chaperone binding protein, putative
Exons: 1
Coding region: 1-549 (182 amino acids)
Molecular function (GO): protein-folding chaperone binding
Source: RefSeq, a predicted model, not a curated record
AUGAGUUUACGAUACGAUUGGUAUCAGUCCAGGGACUUUGUCACCAUCGACCUUUUUAUUAAAACGACCAAAGAAAACAUCGCAGUGAGUUUCAACGAGAAGGACGUUGUAAUAACUGUCAAGAAUAAUGACAAAGACAUCGUACAAACCUUUAUGAAUUUGUAUGGGUCAUACCAACCAACGCUUUCGACUUUCACUGUCGGCCGAGUGAAAGUCGAAAUCAAAUUGAAAAAGAGUGACAAUUCGAAUUGGGACAACUUAACUCAAGACGCAAUACAGCAUCACCCAACAGUAGUGACAAAAGACUGGGACGCUGUUAACAAACAGUUAGAUGAAGAGCUUAAGACGGACCCCAAAAAUGAGAGUCCCGAGGAUUUUUUUAAACAGCUCUAUUCCAAUGCAACCCCGGAACAACAACGAGCAAUGAACAAAAGUUAUCAACAGAGUGGAGGGACAUCAUUGAGUACCAAUUGGGGGGAUAUUGGGAAAAAGGAUUUAAAGUGUGAGCCUUUAGAAGGUGCUGAAGUGAAACAAUGGGGAAAGGAUUAA